Taeniopygia guttata (zebra finch) is the source of this 1890-nucleotide messenger RNA. It is a transcript of the gene IER2, whose product is annotated as immediate early response 2. Lineage: Eukaryota; Metazoa; Chordata; Aves; Passeriformes; Estrildidae. The record is from RefSeq and is a predicted model, not a curated record.
CCCCCCAGCCCAUGGCGGGGAGCGCACGGACCCCCCAAACCACGGGGAGGACCCCACCUCGGGGGUCCCUGACCUUAAUCCCCUCCCCAGUUUUCACGGGGACCCCAAAUCCAUGUGGGGGGAUACAGAGACCCCCUCCCACUCCACGGGAAUUCCAGCUCCCCUUGGAGCACGGAGCCCCCCCGGACCCGUUUCCGUCCCCGGCGCCACCGAGACGCGGCUGAGCCGCCGCGGGGCCGGAUGCGGUGGCGGAGGCGGGGGGGGGCCCGGGGCGGUCCCGGGGCCGGAUGCGGUGGCGGGGGGGCCGCGGGGGGGUCAGGCCGGUACAAGAAGCGCGGCGGGGCCGUCCCGGAGCACUCGGAGCGAGGACGCGAUGGAGGAGGCGCAGCGGCUGCUGACGGUGUCGGUGUGGAAGCUGUACCGGUGCCGGCUGCGGCGGGGCGGGCUCCGCCUGCACCGGAGCCUGCAGCUCUCGCUGCUCGUCCGCGCCGCUCGCCACCGCUACCUGAGCGCCCGAGCCGCCGCCGAGACCCUCCCGGGGCCGGAGCCUGCCGGGGCUGCGGCGGGCGGAGCGACCCCCGAAGCGGGCAGCGACCCGAGCGGAGACCCCCGGUGCCCGAACACACCGAGCGCGGACAGACUGAGUCCCUGCAGCCACCGGACCGACCCGAGCGGAGACCCCCGGUGCCCGAACACACCGAGCGCGGACAGACCGAGUCCCUGGAGCCCCCGGACCGACCCGAGCGGAGAACUCCGGUGCCCGAACACACCGAGCGCGGACAGACCGAGCCCCCGGACCGAGCAGGAACGAGGGAACCCCCUCAGGCACUGGAGCGGCGACCACCCGACCCUACCGAGCGGAGCCCGCCGCAGUGAACGGCACCGGGGAUGCCUCCCCGGCCGACCGACCGAGGACUCCCCGAGCCCCCCAGCCGGUGACAGCCCGGCCCCACCGACCGCGGAGCUCCGUCCCGCCCCGGACCCCGCCAACCGGGACCGGGACCUCCUCCCGACCGCGGACCCCCGUGCCGCUCGGGACCCCGCGAACUGGGACCCCCCGAGCGCUGCCCCCGGCCCUCCCCGGCCCACCGGAGCUCCCCGGGCCGGGCAGAAGCGGCGCAGCAGCGGCUCGGCGGGACCGGGCCGGGGGCCGGUACCGAGCAAACGGGCGCGGCUCGAGGCGGAAGCGCCGCCGCUGCCCCCGGGGCCGCCCGGGCGCUGCUCGGGGCCGCCCGCAGCCGCCUUCGGCUUCCUGGUCCGCGCUGUCGGGGCGUGCUGAGCCCUCCGCGGACCCCUGGACGCACGGACAUUAACGGGGCUCCACCCCGGACACGCGGAUCCGGUUCUGGAACGCCCCGGGACACACGGAACUUAACGGGGUUCCCCCCCGGACACGCGGAUCCGGUUCUGGAACGCCCCGGGGCUCACGGAACUUAACGGGGAUCCCCCCCGGACACGCGGAUCCGGUUCUGGAACGCCCCGGGGCUCACGGAACUUAACGGGGAUCCCCCCCGGACACGCGGAUCCGGUUCUGGAACGCCCCGGGGCUCACGGAACUUAACGGGGAUCUCCCCCGGACACGCAGAUCCGGUUCUGGAACGCCCCGGGGCUCACGGAACUUAACGGGGAUCUUCCCCGGACACGCGGAUCCGGUUCUGGAAUCCCCCGGACACGCGGAACCAGAACGGGGAGCCUCCAGACUGGUGCGGACCGCUCCGGUGGAACGGAACGGGACACGAACGGACUCUCGGGGCUCCCGGUGGGGCACUCCCUCCCGUCCCGGGGACCAUCGCGCUUGGAGGGGGUGCUCCAGGCUGGCCCUGCCCUCACCCCCUCCUUAAUUGUGGUUAAUUAUUAUUUUGUUAAUCAAAUAAAAGUGGGUUUUGUGCA